Rotaria sp. Silwood1 is the source of this 1776-nucleotide messenger RNA. Lineage: Eukaryota; Metazoa; Rotifera; Eurotatoria; Philodinida; Philodinidae. The record is from the annotation of a GenBank genome assembly.
AUGAUUUCUAGUCGAUAUCGUUUAUUGUUAUUAUUAAACAAAACAUUUUCUUAUGCAAAACAAAGUACAAUAGCAACAGUUAAUAAUACAUUGGACAUACGUAUUAAUAAAAAACCAAUAAAAAAAUCUAUGUAUGCAUAUAGACGUUUACAAACAACAUAUUAUGAUUGGAUGGAAGCUGUUAAUCGUGUUGAUGUUCAACAAUCAGAAUUUCAUCGUCCAUUAAUUAUACGUUCAACUAUAAGACAAAUUCUUCGUUAUAUGCAUGAUGGUUAUAUUGAUAUUGAACAAUGGACAACAUUUCGUAAUUAUCUUGUUAAAAAAGAUAUUGGUGUAUCACGUUUAUUUGAUGGAAUAUUUUUACAUGAAUGUAUUAAUUAUCAACGUUUUCUUAUGGGUUUAUCAUAUAUUAAUUAUUUAAAACAUGAAAAUAUAUCAUUAACACCAACAAGUUUAGCUAUGUUAUUAUUAUUAGCACGUGAAAUUGAUAUUCGAAUUGAAUUAAAUGAAUAUUGUUUAGAUGAAAAAAUUCUAUUAGAUACAUAUCAAGAAUUUCUUUCAUAUAAAAUUAUUCCUGAUGUAAUGCUUGUUUUACCAAUUAUAGCUGGUUUAACAUUAACAAAAGAAUGGAAAGAAUCAUUAAAAUAUUUACCUAUACUUGAUAAUGAUCUUGAUGGUAUGCAACAAGCAUUAGGUUUUGUUUUAACAGCAGCUGCUAAAUUUCAUGAUUAUAAAUUUUUUUUUUCUUUACUUGAUAAUAUAUCACAAACAGAAUCAAUUCGUUUAUAUGAAGAACGUCAACGAAUACGAAUAAAUAAUACAAAUAUAAUAUUGAAUAAUAAACAAAAACUUACACUUGAUCAACAAAUUAAACGACCAAUAGCACCAGCACGAAUAAAAGAAAGUGAUUAUUAUUUAAUAGCUAAAACAUCACAAACUUAUGAAACAUUUACAAAUUAUUUAACUGGUGAUAAAAUAAAACAAAUUGAAAUUUUAAUUAAAUUACUUGAAAAAACUGCAAGUAAUGGUUAUAUACCACCAAUAUCUUUUGUAAAAUCAUUAGAAAAAAAAUUAAAAGAUGGUACAUCUCUCGAUGGUAAAACAAUAUUACCAUCAAUUGAACCAACUGAACAUGAAUGUCAAAUUCUACAUUCAUAUAUUCGAAAUAAUUUUCAAUCAUUACUUGAAAUUCAUUGUCCGAAACUUGCAAAUGAUUCAUCAAAAUUAUUAAAACAUCUUUCUGAACCAUUCGAUGUUCUUUUUGAUUGUCUUCAUUAUCCAACACUUGAACUUGACUGGCGUAUACGUCAUCCAUUGUAUAUCAAACGUGUUCUUUAUCAAAUAGCUGAUGAAAAAGGUAAACAAUGUUUAGUCAUUGCAAAAAUUGAUCUUGCUGAUUAUAUUGAUACACUUCAAAUGCCUGCUGAUCUUGUAUCAGUUAUUCGUGUACCUUAUGAAUCAAUUAAAAGUCCAUUACCAUUAUUAUCAGCAUUAUAUCAUAGUCCAACAACAUUACUUGCUAGUCCAAUUGAUCAACGUUCUUAUAAAAGUUUAUUAGGUUUAAAUAAUAUUGAUAUAUUUGAUCGAUGGAUACAAUCACAUCAUUUAGUUCCAAUUACUAAACCAGAUUUAGUCUAUCUUCAAGCUCCAUGUUUAUAUUCAACACGUGUUCAUGUGAACAAAUCUGAAUGGUUAAUACCUUAUUUUGAUGGAUCACCAUUAACUGAACCUGAAAAUGUUCAAACAUGGUUUCGUGUUCAAAUAAAUAAUAAUUAG